AUGGGUGUGUUCGAAGCGAGCUCCAAAAAGCAUAAACGACACGAAGAAAUGCACGGUGCCUUCGGUUUCAGCGCCUCGAUUUUGGUGUUUUUUUCAUUUUUUGGCAGGAUUGUGGCUGAUAAGAACGGUGUGUUUAUUUGUUAAUUCCUUUUUCUUUAAUAUCGCUUCAUUGAAAGAUUGCGGCCGAGGCUGGUCUCGCCUGGAGAAGUCGAAGAGUUGCUUCAUGGUGCAGACAAACCACCUGAGAUGGGCCGAGGCCGAAAGAGAAUGUCUCAGCAAAGGCGGACGACUGUCCUCCAUCAACGACGACGUCGAGAACCAGUUCGUCUUCGGUAAGAUCUUCGACUUUUUGAAUCAACUCUCGUCUCCAGAAUUGGCACGCAAGGCAAAUCUGACAUCGCCAACGUUUUGGCUUGGAAGGCUAAUCCGUGUGACGCGAACCGGGGCGUACGAAUGGCACGACGGUGCCAUCACUCGCUUUUCCGAAGGAUUCAGGGGUAUACUUGGAACUGUACUUCUUUCCAUUCGGCUCAUUUCCAGAAGCGCCGACCGGAACGGACAUGUGCUUGUCGAUGUGGCUUGACUUCAAUCGACCCGAAGGAUCCUGGAUCGAAUGGCAGUGCAGCUACACCAGUGGAUACGCCUCCGUCUGCAAAAAGACACUGAAAAAGACGGCCUUCAGCAUCCCAAGUUCGUUUACAAUAUAUUAUCGUCUUGUUUCACAUUGGUAAUAGUCGCCUUGACCUAACAGGAAUCGCAUAGUCUGCGUACAAAGACUUGGAAUUUCACCGAACGACAUUCCGCUGUUCCGCUGCGUGCGUUCGCGAAGCGUCUUUCGAAUGAUUUUUAUUGCUGUGGUAGCACAGGAAGAAGAGUACCUUAAUAAAAGAAGAAAAAUAAAAGCGCGGCUAAGGAUCGCAAAUGCGCACAGCGGAACAGCGGAAUAUCGUUUGGUAAAAUUACAAGUCGUGGUACACAGGCUAUAAUAGUCGCCUAACAGGAAUUUUAGCACUGAACAGAUCAUGCUAGAAACGAGCCUCAGCAAUUGAGUACCGCUUUUCGAAGUUCAAAGAAUCAAGGGUUCAGAAAAAGCCCUCAAUUGUUGAGUUGCGACGUUGGUGCCACGAGUAGUUACAGAAAAGACCACCUUCUGUGACGUCAUCCGAUAUGAAAACAAACAUGGAGGGUUCGCGCGGACGGAAAUAGUGCGCCAGAGCUGACAAGAGCUAAGAGUCCAGCUGGCGACUAGCCAGAAGCUCCGCCCCGAUUAGGCAAAUGAAAGAGCCACUUGUGGGAGACCAAAGCUUGCAUUGGUUCUAAUAUUUUGAAUGAAACAACUGAAUAUGAACAAAAAAACAGUUUUCUAUUUUUUGCAGCGUCCCCUCCCUCUCCGCCAACGACGCAUCUCUCCAGAAGAUGCUGCCUUCAGACGGGCUGCGGCCAACGCUGCGAACCCAACGAACGAUGUGUUCCCGACGACAUGGUACCUUUCCCUUAACAGCGCAACGAAUCCAAUAAGUUCAGAAUUGCAUGUGGAAAACGUGCAUUGACCACGGCGUCGGCUGGUGUCUUCCGUCCGUCUGA
Messenger RNA from Caenorhabditis auriculariae, 1584 nucleotides. NCBI's taxonomy places the organism in Eukaryota, Metazoa, Nematoda, Chromadorea, Rhabditida, Rhabditidae. The record is from the annotation of a GenBank genome assembly.